AUGAAUUUUUACAGCUCAGAAAUACACUUCAACUCGGGCCCGCAAUUAAUAAGCAUUAAAAAGUGGCUUUCAAAUACACCUGUUUCAGCCAGAACCACGGGUUGCUAUUGGUCGUUUAAGGCGCCGUCUAAAGUCUAUUUAUAAUUGAAAGUUGUGGAAGGCCUGGCAAAAGGAACAUACUAGCGUUUGACGGACCAAGUGUACUGAGCUAUCAAACAGUGUUACCAUGGGCAAGURGUGAUUAGUGUUGUAUAUCCACUAAAGACAGUUCUCUUCAAGAAUCAAUUUUGUUGUGACCAUCAUCAAACCAUGAAUUUAUCAAGCGUUGUCUUUGAAAUCUCGUUCCUUCUGAUGCUGUACAAGUCGAAUGCACAAUGUCCUGUCAGAUUUCGACCUCCAGAGGGAAAGUGUCUAAUAGGAUGUCUUUUUGAUUCGGAUUGCGAACCAAGAGAAAUUUGCUGUACGUCAGGGUGUUACAAUUCCUGUGUGAAACUUACCAAAUGUCAAUUGGAAAGACGACGCAUCCAAAGGCGAGCAGGAAUUGCUUCAUACACACCCGAAUGUGACGAAAAAGGGAAUUUUAAUCAAAUUCAGUGCAAAUUAAAUAAACCUAAAGUUACUAUUUGCUGGCGAGUCAACAAACACGGCCACAAGGUUCCCAACAGUGAAAUAUCGGUGAAAAUGGGUAUUACAAACACUGAAAUUUACCCACCAGGCGCAGGAGUUCAUUACGGCAAAAACCAAAUGGUGACAUCACCUUCCUCUGUGUCAGUAAAAUCCACCAAAUGCAUAAAACGACGACACCGUCGACUAAAAAUAAGGAAAUCAAAUCCAAAGGUUUUUGUGCCAAAGUGCAAACAAAAUGGAAAAUUCAAACGAACACAGUGUAAUSCUUCAGCUGGGAAAUGCUGGUGCGUCAAUCCAACUACAGGCAAAAAACUCAAAGAAACUGAAGUAAGGAAUGGAAGAAAACCAAACUGCAGACAAGGUCACCACAACGGUUGUGGUCGGAAAACUAACCGCAAUCGUCGCAUUGUCGGGGGUACUGUGAGUGAAAAGGGAGAAUGGCCGUGGCAAGCUGCCCUCUUCUUCAAAGGAUCUCAACAUAAGUGUGGUGGUGCUCUUAUCAAACCUUCUUGGGUCAUCACAGCUGCUCAUUGUUUCAAAAAACUGAAUGGAUUGCAUAAUGAAUCCAAAAGAAAGAGUGGUAACGUGACCUCCACAAACCGAGAUGAUUGGCAGGUCAGGCUUGGCGAGCAUUCCUUUCUUAGACAUGAAAGCUCAGAAAUGAACAUUCAAGUGCUUGAGAUAGUUGUUCAUCCAAAAUAUACACCUGCCAACAUAACGCACCCUGGAGAUUAUGACAUCGCGCUGGUACGUUUAAACGGGUCUGUUCGAUUACGMAAACCAAUCAACACCAUAUGUUUACCUAAUAGCUUGCAGUAUUUCAAGUCAGGUCAGCGGUGUGUUAUAGCAGGAUGGGGAAAGACUUCAUGGAACGGUCAAACAUCACCAGUGCUCCGUGAAGCAUGGAUUGACUUAGUGUCGAGACGAGCAUGCAACGCAAAAGAGUCUUAUGAUGGUAAGAUCAGUAAAAGAUUUCUGUGUGCUGGUUUUAAAGAGGGUGGYACAGACGCAUGUGCAUUCGAUAGCGGCGGACCGCUGAUGUGUCCCUUAGACGAUGGACGUUGGGUUCUCGCAGGGAUUAUCAGCUGGGGGGAAAAAUGUGCUCUUCCACUCAAGUAUGGGGUAUAUGCUAAUGUCCACGAAUUUAUGCCGUGGAUAUCAAGAAAGAUUGGAUUAGACAGAUAAUAGAGCUGGAUCAGUGAGAGUUAAAUUAUUGGAAAGUAUUAUUAACCAGCAUGCCAACUUGACAUGCCAGAGUUUAUUGUUCGAUGCCUCUAUACGGGCUCUAUUAAGGACAACCGAGUCAAUAAGCAAUUUCAAGACCAGGAAGCUUGUACAUAAUAUAUAUGAAUGAUCAUUUAGCUUCAAACUAGAGCUCCGUACAGGUGUGAAAAGGUGUCCUGAUUAUCCCUAAUAUUUAUACUUGUGAAUUAUCUUAGGGAAGUCCAUAGAUCAAUUAGAUAUUCAUCGACCAUAAUUUAUGCAUACGUUACCAUUCGAGCGAAUUAUUGCUAAACUGCAUGUUUUAUGUUUACCUCGCAACCGCCCUCUCGAUUGUACCCGCUAUUGCUAAUCUGCCAGCUGCUCAAAAAUCUAUAGUAGUGUCGAAAUGAUGAUAAUUUGCUUAAUACUUAUCUGUCAUUGAAAGAAACUUCUCAAUCUCUAAUUAACAAUGUGUUUCGAUAGACAAACAUCAUCGACAUUUGAUAAUUGCUCCUGAUUGGCUUACCCAUUGAACAAACCAAGCCAGUAAUUUAUAUAUCGCAAUCUUUUUUCGACGAGGAAAUUUGUUAUGCAGCAUUGCAUUUUAAAUCGCCUACCAAAUUAGCUAAUGCAAACAUUGGUUAAAAAAUGMCAUUGAGAUGUACUAUUAUGUGAUCCAUAGUCUAAGCGCACCCCCUCAAGACACCAUUAUUCAAUUCAUUAUUCGAUUCUUGGUCGAUUUAACAUUACAUUAUUGAAAUCAAAUUUGAAUUCAAACUUCGAAAUUUGAUUGGAUUUUGAUCGGAUUUUAAUAAAGCCUUCUUCGUAUUUCGCUUUUAAACAUGCUGGUUUUUUGUAAUUUCCACAAGUCGAUGAAAUGCAAUGUGCUGUUUGUUAAUUUGGUUGGAUCUGUUCCUUCUCGUGCGAAAGGAAUGACGGUCUCAAAAAACUGGAAAUGCUGUGUUUUCAGAGUUUUGAAGAUUUGAAUUGAAUUUUGCAUUAAUCAACUGAAGUUUGAAAACGAAAAAUAAMAUGAAAAAUCCAAUAAUGYAUUGAAUAACMAACUAUUCGGGGGGCGCGCUUCAUGUCUUUUGAUUGUAAAAGCUUAACUAGAUCAAGCUUUAAAGCAUUUCUAUAUCAAAUGGUGUGGACGCUUGUAUAGAAUUUUGAAAGUGACUCCUAUCGACUCCUAUUCCCAAAGGAUUCCAGUGGUGGAUCCAGGGUGGUUCCAUGGGAUCCCAGGACCCCCCCUCGAGCAUAAAAAAUAAAAAAAGUAGCUGGCUUAUAUCUUACAAUAGGUAAACGGCUUUAUACACUUUUAYMACAUGGCUGCAAUGUGCCCAUACAGAACUGUAAAGCGUUUUGAGACUUUAAGAGAUGCGCUGUCUAUAAGUACACUCAUGUUACAUUUGCUACAAAAAGUUCGUUUUAGGAAAAUGCGAAAACAAAGUGAACCCCCCUUUGAAAAAUCCUGGAUCCGCCACUGGAUUCCAAGAUGAAUGUGUCACUAAACAAUUUUUGCCCUUCAAAAACACUAACUCGGCAAUAUGAUUCUUGUCAGUAACAACUUUUACUCCCAGCUUUUGCAUGGUCUAAAAGGUACCAGCUAAAACUAUGGUACCGGUAAUCUUCAACUGACACUCUUAAACAGAUCGCUGUCGAAUGGCAGGACAUCUCCACAAUAAUAUGUAUGUAUGUCCUGGCUGGUUUAAAGCCGUCGACCYGUUUCAUUUUAUGUUGCCAAGCAAACUCAGUUCAUUAUGUUAAGCUAAAGUGCCAUUUAAUAAAAUAUUUCWAAGGCAUGCGCAAAACAAAGUUUGAACAAACUUAAAUUAUAUGGGCAAAUUGUACAGACCGAAAGUUAUWUCAAGAAAAUAGGAGAUUAUAAAUAUAAAGCGAGUAUUGGUUUA
Messenger RNA from Exaiptasia diaphana, 3740 nucleotides. Its product is annotated as transmembrane protease serine 11D. Gene Ontology annotation, molecular function: peptidase inhibitor activity; serine-type endopeptidase activity. Lineage: Eukaryota; Metazoa; Cnidaria; Anthozoa; Actiniaria; Aiptasiidae. The transcript is spliced from 10 exons. The record is from RefSeq and is a predicted model, not a curated record. Gene Ontology annotation, biological process: proteolysis. Gene Ontology annotation, cellular component: extracellular region. The coding region runs from base 310 to 1812 and encodes 500 amino acids.